AUGCAAUGUGUGGAGGCCACGCUCGGCCAAAACUCCUUCGUGGCCGUCCUUGAUCGCGACUUCCUCCUCAUCAACGUCGCCGACUUCGUUGCGACGGGGGGGAGCCUCGCUGGCGAGCGGGCUCCCCAAAACCCACCAAGUGUGGCACCCUCCGACCUGCCUCGGCCACCGACACCCCCACCACCGCCGGCGCGGCGACGGGCACACGCACCCUCGGCUCCUCCUGCAGCUUCUGCAUCUGCGGUUCGCCCACCCAAACCAACGCGGCCCAUGGCCCGGCGCAGCCAAAGCAAAUCCCAAACAGCCUACGCGCCGAGGUGGUACGCGGAGGAAUCGGCCCGCGAAGCGCAGGGUUUGAGGAGGCGCCGAUUCGGAUUGCGCUCGGCCGCUGCCUUUCCCAAAGGCUUGCGGCGCGCUGCCCACGGCCCUGCCUCGACCCUUGUGAUCUGCAAAACGCCACUUUUUCCUUUUCCAAUAUAA
Molecule: messenger RNA, 480 nt
Organism: Symbiodinium natans
Lineage: Eukaryota; Dinophyceae; Suessiales; Symbiodiniaceae
Source: the annotation of a GenBank genome assembly